Molecule: messenger RNA, 846 nt
Organism: Lachnellula hyalina
Lineage: Eukaryota; Fungi; Ascomycota; Leotiomycetes; Helotiales; Lachnaceae
Gene: THYN1
Product: Thymocyte nuclear protein
Exons: 4
Coding region: 1-846 (281 amino acids)
Cellular component (GO): nucleus
Source: RefSeq, a predicted model, not a curated record
AUGCCAAAAAGGAAAGCAGAAGAUCUUGAAGAUGGAGCAUCGCUUCAUGAACCCCGACGAUCAAGCCGCCGUGUAUCAACACCAAAGGAGCAGCAAACUCCAAAGCCAAUAGCUAAAAAGGCAGGAAAGGUAAAAAAGGCGAGAAGCGCGGGAAAAGAGCAUGAUGCAGAUGUCAAUGGGAAAGUUGAAGAGAGCGAGGAACUUAAACCAACAGAACCAGCCAAACCCACCAAAAAGGCUUCAUCAACUCCUAAAGUCGAUGAAGUCUCGACAGGCCGUCAAUACUGGCUGAUGAAAGCCGAGCCCGAAUCACGUUUCGAGAAAGGCAAGGACAUCAAAUUCUCAAUCGAUGACCUAGCCGCGAAGACUGAACCGGAACCUUGGGAUGGAAUUCGAGCAUAUCCAGCACGCAACAACCUGCGCUCCAUGAAAAAGGGCGACUUAGCCUUCUUCUACCAUUCUUCUUGCAAGAUUCCCGCCAUAGUAGGCACCAUGGAGAUUGUACAAGAGCAUACUCCGGACUGUACCUUUUACCUUAGCAUCCUCCUCUCUCCUUCGACUAACAACAGCACAGUAUCAGCACACGAUUCCUCAGCGCCCUACUAUGACGCAUCUUCCAAAGCCGACAAUCCCAAAUGGUCAGUCGUGCACGUGGUUUUCAAGCAAAAGCUAGAAACGCCCAUCACGCUCAAGGAGCUGAAGGCUUGGCAACAAACAAAGGGCAAUCCGCUGGAAGAGAUGCAGAUGUUGAAGCUGGCGCGGAUAAGUGUUAGUAAGGUGCGGGAAGAGGAGUGGAGAUUUUUGGUCGAGGAGAUGAAGGAGAGGGGUGAUGUUAUCAGGGAAUGA